Molecule: messenger RNA, 3582 nt
Organism: Aethina tumida (small hive beetle)
Lineage: Eukaryota; Metazoa; Arthropoda; Insecta; Coleoptera; Nitidulidae
Gene: Mat89Ba
Product: nucleolar protein 6
Exons: 9
Coding region: 98-3553 (1151 amino acids)
Biological process (GO): tRNA export from nucleus; rRNA processing
Cellular component (GO): UTP-C complex; CURI complex; small-subunit processome
Source: RefSeq, a predicted model, not a curated record
ACCAACUUAACCUUAUUUAUUUCUGUUUACAUGUAAGUUAAGUGACCAAGUUUGUUGUUAGUGUGACUUUAUUUGUUCGUGAAAAUAACAAUAAACCAUGGAAUUUGAAGAAGAGAUGUUUGACGAUUUAAUUGACUCAUCUGGCAGUGAUGACGAUGCUGAGGAAAGUGUUGCGGUUGAAAAUAAUAAAAGAAAAGCACGACAAGAUAAACAGACUCUAAAAAAGGUUAAAUAUGAAGACAUAUCUCAACAUAGUAAUAAAAAGAACAAGAAGGAUUUGUUCAAACCACCCACUGUUGAGGAAUUGAAUGAACUAAAACAAACUGAAAACCUUUUUAACAACAACCUUUUCAGACUUCAAAUCAAAGAAUUAAUAACAGAAAUUGAGAUAAAAAACAAAAGAAAAAAGUUUAUUAAUAAUUGGCUUGAGGCAUUUAAAGAUUUAAUCAACAAUAUUAAGGAGUACGAAGGACAACUUUCAAAUAUAAAAAGUCAUUUGAAAACUAAAAAUAAAACAGAAAAAUUUUUAAGUCAACUAGCCAACAAAUAUGAUAAUUAUAUUAAAACUGAUCAAGAUGUCAGUUUAAAAUUUAAAAAGCCAAAAUCUGUGGAACCAUUUGGAAAUUAUGAAAAUAAUUGCUUGGCAGGUCCAAAUUUGGUAUACAAAGUUAACUUGAAGAUGCCCCAUGCAUGUUUUCACAUCAAAGACUUCUUAAAUAAUAGAUAUAUUGUUAAAAGGUAUUACUACUUGCUGUAUAUUGCUGAAGAAAUUUGUUCAUCCAACAUAAUAUCAAGCAUAAGUUUAAUUAAUCAUGAAGACAACCACCUUCUCCCAAUACUUAAUAUUACACCAACAGAUUGUGAUAAAGUGAUUAUACAAAUAUAUGCCACACCUGAAGAUGAAUAUUUUAAAGCAGCAAGAAGUUUACCUAAUCAAAAUAAUAUUAGAACUGAUUUGUUUGGUCAUUCCCAGAUUGAGAAUCUGGAAAAUUUAAAAAAAUCACCCACUUUGUUAUACAAUUGCACACUGGGACAUGACUUUACAUUGAGCAUAAAUACUAGUUUUAUAAAAUCAGUUUUAAAUGAACAAACAAAUAUCCAAGAAGGAAUAAAAUUAUUAUCUGUUUGGAUAAACCAGAGAGAAUUAAAUCAAGGAGUUGGUUCAUUUUCUGAAUCUGUGCUUUUAUACUUUAUUGUAUAUCUGACCACAAAAAGAAAAAUUAACAAUCAUAUGAGCAGCUAUCAAGUUGUUAGAAACUUUUGGAAUUUUAUUGCAAGCACUGAUCUACAUGAAACUCCUUACAGCAUAUGUGAUUAUGUUGCACCCGACGUUUUAAAUAAUUUUAAAGAUAAAUAUGAGGUAGUAUUGAUAGAUAGAAGUGGCUGUUACAAUGUCUUGGGUUUUAUGAACUACGAAUUCUACAAGAAAGUUAAAAAUGAAUGUGAAAUGGCACUGAAACAUCUAGAUGAUAAUAGAGUUAACUCAUUUCAAACUCUCUUUUUAACAAAGUUACCGUUCCACUUACAGUAUGACCUAGUGUUAAACCUGAGUAAUCUCCCAAAUUCUUUGGAAGUACCCAAUGAUGAUAUACAGAAAGCACAGUCAAUUGGGUAUAACCAUUUAUUAGUAAUAAAAACAAUAUGUGAUGUAUUAAAACAAGGUUUAAACAAGAGAGUACUAAAUUUAGUGCCAAAAAUUACAAAUGUUGGAAAAAAUGGGAUUCCUGAAAAAAUUUUCCUUGGAAUUAAUUUGGAUCCUGAUCAUGCCUUCAGUUUUAUAGAACAUGGACCAGCAUUGAAUGAUCACAUUAAUGCUGCAAAGUUUAGGAAAUUUUGGGGAUCAUUGUCUAGUGAUAGAAGAUUCCGUGAUGGAUCCACUAAAGUAGCUGUGUACUUUAAAACAAGAACAAUACAAGAAAAACGUUUUAUAGUGAAAAAAAUUAUUGAUUUUCUUUUGGGAGAAAAAUUGAAACUCUCAUAUAAAAUGUACUAUGAAGAAUUUGAAAAAUUUUUAAGAAACAAAAUUAUAUUUACUCCUUAUCCUCUGGGAACAAAUGAGGAAGCUAGUUUAAAAGUAAUUACUACAUCUGAGGAACUAAAUAAAAUACUCAGAGAAUUAAAAAUGUCUCUAAGUAUAACAGGAGUGCAAGGAGUAUCUGAUGUCUAUAGUUAUACUGACGUUUUCCCUCCUUUGGCUACCAACUAUGAAGUUGAAAAAGAUGUAAACUUUAAUAGAAAUAAUAUUGUGUUUUCUAACAAAAAUGAUGAAGAAAUUCCAAGAUACAUACAAUCCUUAGAUAAUGUUCUGCAAUUAGAGCACAGUUCAAAGUGGCCAAAUAAUUUAGAUGGAGUAAGAUACUUAAAAACAUCUUUUUACCUAGAAAUGUCCAAAUUGUUAAAAACAGAACAUAAAAUACUCACAAGUGUAAAAAAAGACUACAUUGAGGUGUUUUACAAAGGAUUCAUCUUCAGAUAUCGCAUUUAUGUACCAAAAGAAAUAAGUCUAGUGAAAAAGGAGUCUGAUAAUAAUGGCAUAACAUGUUAUAAGGAAACAUUGGAAAGCUUUAAUUUGGAUUUAAAUUUAAAUGUAUUGCCUAAAAUCAUCAGUGCACUCAAAGGGAUACAAGCUCAGCAUCCAAGUUUUGGGCCUGGUACUGCACUUAUAAAAAGAUGGUUGAGGUCACAAUUAAUUGAUGAGUAUCUGUUUCCAAAUGUGGUAAUCGACUUGUUAAAUGCAUCUUUGUACCUAUCAGGAACAUCCUUACUUCCAAAUACACCUCAAAUAUCAUUCCUUCGAUUUUUAAAAUUUUUUUCUGAGGCUCAGUGGGAUUUGCAGCCCGUCUUGGUGAAUUUCAAUGAUGAGAUUGAGAAGGAAGCAAUAACUGACUUGGAAGGAAAACUACAGCAAAAUAGAAGUGCACAUCAGCCACUUUACAUCAUAACGCCGUUUGAUGAAGGGCGGUCAAUUUUUACUAAACAUGCCCCUACAAAGGAAGUUCUAAAAAGGGUUCAAAGUCUAGCCACUGUGACAUUAAACUUUUAUAGCCAGAAGCUUCUUGAGGCUGAAGAGUAUGAUGUUAUGGUAAGAAAGAAGGCAAGUUUUUUAGAAUUAAAUGUAUCAAAUGGUUUAUUUCAGGAUUUAUUUACUCCAAAUUGGCAAGGCUACAACUUAUUAAUACAUUUGAAUUCUUCGGCAAAUCCAAGAGUUCAUGAACAAAUAAUACCACCCUUAAAAACUGGAAUAUUUGUAGAAAAAUAUGAUCCUAAAAAGAAAUCUAAAAUUCCUAUUACUAAUUUUAAUCCUGUUGAACUAUAUUUAAAAGAAUUAAGAGAAAAUUAUGGAGAGUAUGCCUCAUUUUUCUAUGAUAGUUUUGGAGGAAAUACUAUAGGUGUUUUAUGGAAUCCAAAGGUAUUUGAAACUAAAGAGUUUAAGGUGUCUCAUGUUAAUGGAAGAAAACUAGAAGAUGGAAAGCUAGUGUUUAAUUUAAAUGCUAUUGUAGAGGACUUUUAUAUUUUAGGAAGUGAUCUUGUUAACACCAUUGAAAUGAUGUAAUUUUUUCACAUAAUAAAUUUUAUGUAUUA